GUGCGCCCCGCGAGGGAGGGAUGGGGGGCUGGCCGCGGGCUGGCUGACAUCACUGCCCCGGCACCGGCCUUUUAGCUCGGCGUCGGCCUCCCCAGUGUGCAGAGCGCCCGCUCCCGCGCACAGCAUCGCCCCGCGCAUCCCUCAGCAGCCGCUCGUCUCCCACCCGCCGCAGUCAUGGCCAACAAGGGCCCGGCGUACGGCAUGAGCAGGGACGUCCAGUCCAAGAUCGAGAAGAAGUACGAUGACGAGCUGGAGGACCGCCUGGUGGAGUGGAUCGUGGCGCAGUGUGGGGCCAGCGUGGGCCGCCCCGACCGGGGCCGCCUGGGCUUCCAGGUCUGGCUGAAGAACGGCAUCGUGCUCAGCCGGCUGGUGAACAGCCUCUACCCCGACGGCUCCAAGCCCGUCAAGAUCCCCGACAGCCCCCCCACCAUGGUGUUCAAGCAGAUGGAGCAGAUCGCCCAGUUCCUCAAGGCGGCCGAGGACUACGGCGUGGUGAAGACAGACAUCUUCCAGACCGUCGACCUCUUUGAAGCCAAGGACAUGGCGGCGGUGCAGAGGACGCUGAUGGCCCUGGGGAGCCUGGCGGUGACCAAGAACGACGGGAACUACCACGGGGACCCCAACUGGUUCAUGAAGAAGGCGCAGGAGCACAAGCGGGAGUUCACCGAGAGCCAGCUGAAGGAGGGCAAGAACGUCAUCGGCUUACAGAUGGGGAGCAACAAGGGCGCAUCACAGGCGGGGAUGAGCUACGGCCGGCCCCGGCAGAUCAUCAGCUAGGCAGCCCCCCGCCUCCCCCAGCCCCAGCCAGGACCUCCGUCUGCGCUCCCUCCAGCCCCGCGUGCCGCAGCUGCCGGGGCGCCGGCGACUCCAGCCGCCCCCCACCGAUUGGUAUUUAUUGGAAACCAAAAGCCAGCCAGCCCAAAACACCCCUCCGGCGCCACGACCGGCACCGAGCCGCAGCCCAGCCGUGCCCCGCCGCGCUCGCUCUGGCUCCCGCUCCCGGGCGGCCUCUCCUCUCCUCCUCCUCCUCCUCCUCCUCUCCUCCUCUCCGGCCUCGCACGCUCCCCGCUUCACUCCUGCGAGCCCCGCCGCCAGCUGGCCCCGUCCCCCCCUGCGCCCAGCCGUGCUCGCGGGCACCCACGGGUGCCCCGUGGCCCUCCCCGGGGAGGGCGCGCGCCCCAGCACCCGGAGCCACCCUGCCUGCCCACCACCCCGCGCCAGCCCAGCGCCACUCUGGCAGAGAUCCUCGCGAAUGGGGAGAAAAGAAAAUUGGCCUCGGUUUUGUACUUCGUUUUUGUCAAAAUUAAAAGGUUCUUCAGCCAGC
Molecule: messenger RNA, 1324 nt
Organism: Anas platyrhynchos (mallard)
Lineage: Eukaryota; Metazoa; Chordata; Aves; Anseriformes; Anatidae
Gene: TAGLN
Product: transgelin
Molecular function (GO): protein binding
Source: RefSeq, a predicted model, not a curated record